Lathyrus sativus (Indian pea) is the source of this 408-nucleotide messenger RNA. The record is from the annotation of a GenBank genome assembly. Lineage: Eukaryota; Viridiplantae; Streptophyta; Magnoliopsida; Fabales; Fabaceae.
AUGAAAGUCCCAAUGGAGGAAAAGCAGUUUCCUGCAUCGUCAUGGUCAUGGUCAGUUGAGAAGUGUCUGAAAGAGUAUGGUGUGAAAUUUGACAAGGGUUUGAGUUCUAAUGAGGUUCAGAAGUGGCACGAGAAAUACGGUUCGAAUGAGCUAGCGAAAGAGAAGGGAAAGUCGUUAUGGAAACUAGUGUCGGAACAAUUUGACAACAUGUUAGUGAAGAUAGUUUUGGCUACAACCUUUGUAUCGUUUCUUUUAGCAUACGUUCAAAGAAGUGAAUCAGGGAAGUUUGGAUUCGAAGCUUACAUAGAUCCGCUCGUGAUCAUUUUGAUCUUAGUCCUUAACGCGAUUGUUAGAGUUUGGCAAGAGAACAACACUGAAAAGGCUCGUGAAGCUCUUAAAGAGUUAUAA